CUUCUUUCCUUCAUCAUGCCUCGCCGUCUCUCUCAACUCAGAUUGUUGAAAUUCCUAUCUAAUUUUGCUGCUUGAUUAGGGCCUCCGUUUCGAUCCCUUUCAAUCGAUUUCCCAUCUUUUUCACCAGAUCAAUUGACGUUGAAUUGAAGAUGGAUGAUUGGGAUGAUGAAAAUUUUAAACCGGCGCCUCCCAAAGAACAGCCAAGAAGUAUGUGGGAUGAUGAAGAUGCAGAAGACGAUGGUGUAAAGGAGUCUUGGGAAGAUGAAGAUGUUACUCCGGCACCUAAACCAGCACCUUCAGUAGAGAAGACUGUACUUAAACCUGAUAGCAAAGCUAUUGGGAAGAAAGCAGAGGAGUCUCAACAGAAGGUUACUGAGGCUAGUCAAGUAGCUGCUGAAGUUCUCAUAGAUCCUGUUGCAGAGAAACUCCGGCAACAAAGACUUGUAGAAGAAGCUGACUUCAAAUCUACUGCAGAACUGUUUGCCAAGAAAGGCGGUAAUAAUUCUCUGGAUAAUUUCAUUCCCAAGUUUGAGAGUGAUUUCCUGGAGUAUGCAGAACUCAUUUCUCAUAAGUUGCAUCCUUAUGAGAAAAGCUUCCAUUACAUAGGCCUUCUUAAAUCUGUCAUGAGGCUUUGUAUGACCUCCUUGAAAGCAGCAGAUGCCAAGGAAAUAGCGUCCUCCAUCACAGCGAUAGCAAAUGAAAAACUCAAGGCUGAAAAAGAAGCUAAUGCAGGCAAGAAGAAGCACGGAGCAAAGAAGAAACAACUUCAUGUUGGUAAACCUGAUGAUGAUAUGGUCGCUGAUAGAUACGAUGAUGUGGGAGAGGAUUACGACUUCAUGUGAGAUGUGGAACAUUGCUAUUUUGUUUGGCUUCAUUGGACUUUGAAGAUGCCCGGCGUUAGUUCUAUACAUGAGUGUUAGCUUAUAUUAUAGUUGCCAUGUCUGGACCUCCAUUGCAAAAUCUGAUCUCAUAGUGAACAAGAGCACGCUAAGAAUUUGAAAUAUCCGGGAGGCCAUUCUUCAAAUUUUCUGCACAAACUGUUUUAUGCUGUAACUUUCAUAUUUUUAAAAUACCCAAAUCCUACUGAUUUCAUGUUUUGAAUCUGUUUUUAUAGAAAUCAUGAGUGGUUUGUGCUAUGAUUUCUCAAACAAAACGGAUAUACAUCAAAUCAAAUUGAGAAAAAAAAACUUCCUGUUUGCUA
Molecule: messenger RNA, 1201 nt
Organism: Dioscorea cayenensis subsp. rotundata (Guinea yam)
Lineage: Eukaryota; Viridiplantae; Streptophyta; Magnoliopsida; Dioscoreales; Dioscoreaceae
Product: eukaryotic translation initiation factor 3 subunit J-like
Exons: 7
Coding region: 150-842 (230 amino acids)
Cellular component (GO): cytoplasm; eukaryotic translation initiation factor 3 complex
Molecular function (GO): translation initiation factor activity
Source: RefSeq, a predicted model, not a curated record